AUGCCGCCGGAGGUUUAUGUGCAGGUGGUGGGGGCGGGCACGGCGGGUAUCACGCCCUCGGUGAUGGUGGUGGCCGGCCGGCACCGCUUCCUCUUCAACUGCGGGGAGCAGUCGCAGCGCUUCAUCACCGAGAACAAGCUCCGCACGCAGAACGUCGAUGCCCUCUUCUUCACCCAGGUCGACUGGCACCACCUCGGCGGCCUCUCCGACUUUCUCAUGACCGUGGCGGACAAUGGGAAGAGCGAGAUAGCGCUGUACGGGCCGGCGCCGCUGUACUGCUACGUGCUGUCGAUGCAGAUGUUCCUCUACCGACCCUCGUUCACGCUCGACGUGCACCAACUCGACGCCCAGCCCGCGCGCCGCCUCGGGUUCGACGUGGGCGAGAAGGGCGACGAGGCCCGCAUCUGCGUCCGGCCCAUCCUCCUCCUGCCCCACGCUCAUGAAGGUGGCGAUGGUGGUGAAGAAGAAGGUGGUGGUGAUGAUGAGGUGGUGGAGGACCUGGACGAUGCGGGCUGUCUGCGGAAGAGGAUCGCGCUGGCGUUCGACGUGGGCGGAAGGCCCGAGCUGCGGCCCCUCCUGCCGACGGACGGCGGGGACCACUACCUGCCGCCCGUCAUGUGCUACGCCGUGGAGGCGCCCGAGGUGCGCGGCAAGUUCGACGUACAGAAGGCCAAGGCGCUGGGCGUGCCACCGGGUCCUCUCUGUGGGAAAUUGACGAAGGGCGAGAGCGUGGUAACGCCGGAUGGAGGUGUGGUGCACCCGUCCGACUGCAUGGGUGCCACCGUUCCCGGCCCCGUGUUCCUGCUCGUCACGUGCCCUUCGCCGGCCUACCUGCCCCGUCUCCGGUCGAACCAGUUCAUCAGGGCCUACGCGGCGAACCCCGACAUGGCGUGCGUGGUGCACAUCACGCCCCGUCACGUCCUGCAGCUCCCCGAAUAUAAGGCGUGGAUGGACUCCUUCGUCUCCCAGCGCGUCACGCAUGUGCUAUUGGACGAGAGCACGGCGCUGGACGUGGACCGCACCCUGUUCAAGGCCUCGAACGCGCACAGCGUCAAGCUCAACUACGCCCUCCCCGCCGCCUUCCCGCUCCCCUACGACAUCCGCUCGCUCCCGCAUCGCCUCGACCCGUCGCUUUCGCUUUCGUCUGCGCUUUCGUCGUCGUCUUCGACAGCUCCCGAGCCCAAGGCGAGGGCGGCGGCAGCGACCAAGGGGAAAGGCAAAGAGAAGGCAGCCCGCAAGGCCCACGCUGCGGGCUCCCAGGCGGCCGUCGGCCGACCCGAAGGCGCGACCCAGGCCGAGGCUCGACUCCUGUCCGACCUGUUCGGCUCCGCCAGCUCGAACGGCGCGACAAAGGUGGUAGUGGGCGACAACCUGAUGAAGUUCUCGCUGCUGCCGCCGGCCCACUUCGGGCUGGACUGGGCCCAGAGCGUGGAGCUGAGCGACGAGGCGGGCUACCGGCGGGUGAUGGACGACCUCCGAGCCGACGCCCGACUCAACGCCGCGCUCGGUCGCAUCUUCCCCGAUCGACCCCAGGGCCUCGCCGCCGCACAGGAAUCGGAGGAAGGCGAGGCCGCCGACGGCGAAGCGCGGGUGGUGUUCCUGGGCACCGUGGCGUCGGCUUCCAACCCGGUGCGGUCCGAGUCGUGCAUCUACGUCGAUGUCCCUAACUAUGGCGGCAUCCUGCUCGACGCCGGCGGUGGCGCCUACCAACAAAUGGUGCGAUAUUACGGCCAUGCGGGCGCCAGCGAGCGUCUGGCAAAGCUGCGGUGCAUCUGGGUCACCCAUAAGCACGCCGACCACUGCGCCGGCGUGGUCAACCUCAUCCGCAUCGUGAACCAGCUCAAGCGCCAGCGCCAGCGCAGCCAGCCCCAGCCCGACCCCGACCGCCAACCUGCGGCCACCGCCGCCCCGCUGCGCCGGUGGGAGUGCCCCGUGUGCGGCUUCGGCUUCCGGUACCGCAAGAGCAUGGAGAUGCACCUGCCCAUCCACCACAUGGCCUCGGUGGCGGGGUCGUCGGUGGAGGACGAGCUCUACGCGAAGGCCACCCAGCGGGACCCGGCGGAGGGCGACGAUCCCGUGGAUUUCCUCCCCUCGCUCUCCUCGCCCUCCGUACUCGUCGUGGCCCCCUUCUGGAUCGAACCUUGGCUGGAGGAUUACAACGAAACGGUGCAGCGCAUCGAAUACGACUUUGUGGACGCCCUCUACCUGACCCGCACCUGGCGACAGGCCGACGGCGGGGAGCAGCUGCCGCUGCUGGCGCGCUACUUCCGCGAGGCGCUCGGCUUCACCGAGGUCUACUCCGCCAUCGUCGAGCACUCCUACCCCACCUUUGCCGUGGUGAUGGAGCACGAGCGCGGGUGGCGGCUGGUGUACUCGGGCGACACGCGUCCGUGUGCGCAGAUGGUGGAGCUGGCCCGGGGCGCCACGCUCCUCAUCCACGAGGCCACCUUCGACGAGGACAUGCAGGAGAAGGCCAUCGGCGACCGACACUCGACGGUGCGCGAGGCGCUGAGCGUGGCCCGCGACGCCCAGCCCAAGUGCACGGUGCUCACCCACUUCAGCGGCCGCUUCGAGAAGACCCUGCCCGACGUGUGGGAGGCGCAGAGGGCCAUCGCCACCACCGCAGCUCCAGCGUUGACGGAGGAGGAGCCUCCUCUGAUGGUGGUCCUGGCGCAGGACUUCAUGACGCUGCGCCUCGAGGGCGACCAGAGAGACGUCGUUGCGGUCAUGCAGCCCCUGCAGCAGCUCUUUGCCGCUGACGCCGAGGCGAGCAAGCCAGACACCACCACACCACAUUGA
This is a messenger RNA of Acanthamoeba castellanii str. Neff, 2799 nucleotides long. RefSeq names its product metallobeta-lactamase domain containing protein. The transcript is spliced from 9 exons. Gene Ontology annotation, cellular component: mitochondrion. Gene Ontology annotation, biological process: mitochondrial tRNA 3'-end processing. Gene Ontology annotation, molecular function: 3'-tRNA processing endoribonuclease activity. Lineage: Eukaryota; Discosea; Longamoebia; Acanthamoebidae. The record is from RefSeq and is a predicted model, not a curated record. The coding region runs from base 1 to 2799 and encodes 932 amino acids.